AUGCCUUCCCGGUUAGGAAUCAGCACAAUGUCGCUCGGCCGAUGCUGGGCUGGCCACAGCUUUGAGCACAAGAUGGACAUGGCCGCCAAGUAUGGGUACCAGGGCAUUGAGCUUUGGCACGAGGAUCUCAUGGACGUUGCCGAGCAGUUGCCCGGCGGUGCUGCCUUGAUCGACAACCAGCUCGCUGCUGCUGGAAUUGUCAAGAGAAUGUGCGAUGUCCGCAACAUCGAGAUCAUCUGCCUUCAGCCCUUUCAACACUUCGAGGGGCUCAUUGACCGGGAGCAGCACGCCCGCCGCAUCGAGGAGUUGCGUGUUUGGAUCCAGCUUGCCCAUGUCCUCGGCACAGACUUGAUCCAGAUUCCCAGCAACGUCUUGCCCGCAGAGCAGGUUUCUGAGGAUCUUGAACUUCACAUUGCCGACCUGGCUGAAGUGGCAGACAUUGGUGCUGCGUCCAACCCCCCUAUCCAGUUCUCAUAUGAGUCUCUCUCCUGGGGAACGAGAGUGGAUGUAUGGGAGACGUGCUGGGAGGUGAUUCAACGGGUCGACCGGCCCAACUUUGGCAUGUGCCUCGAUACAUUCAACAUUGCUGGCCGCAUCUUUGCGGACCCCACCGCAGCUUCCGGAAAGGUGGUCGAUGCCGAGCAAGCUGUCAAGGACUCUAUUCAGCGGUUGCUCACGACUGUCGAUGUCUCCAAGAUUAUUUACGUCCAGGUCGUCGACGCUGAGCGCCUCGCUGAGCCUAUCUGCGAAACGCACCCCUACUACAAUGCCGAACAGCCGCACCGCAUGUCUUGGUCAAGAAACUGCCGCCUGUUCUAUGGCGAGUAUUCAAGAGGCGCGUAUCUUCCUGUCCGGGAACUCUGCGCCGCCAUCUUCCAGGGUCUCGGUUUCGAGGGCUGGGUUAGCUUUGAGUUGUUCAACAGGAGGAUGUCAGAGGAAGACCACGGUGUGCCCGAGGAGUUGGCAAAGAGGGGAGCUGUCGCUUGGUCUAAGCUCGUGAGAGACAUGAAGCUGAGAGUAGAAGAGCCAUCAGCACAGGUCACGGCGUCACUAUGA
Molecule: messenger RNA, 1056 nt
Organism: Colletotrichum abscissum
Lineage: Eukaryota; Fungi; Ascomycota; Sordariomycetes; Glomerellales; Glomerellaceae
Product: 3-dehydroshikimate dehydratase
Exons: 1
Coding region: 1-1056 (351 amino acids)
Source: RefSeq, a predicted model, not a curated record